AUGGUGUGCCCGUGCAACCUCUUUGGCAGCCUCUCCUACGGCGAGCCAAUCAUCAGCAAGAAGGACAAGACCGAGCACCCUCCGUGGUACCCGUCGCAGGCGGGGGUCGACGUCGGCCUGCGCGUGCACAACACGCUCACCGACCAGUCGGACCCGGUCCCGUUCAUUCCGGGUCGCGGCCGGCGCGUGCUCUGGUACACCUGCGGGCCGACCGUCUACGACGCGUGCCACAUGGGCCACGCGCGCGCCUAUCUCACCUUUGACAUCCUGCGCCGCAUCAUCGAGGACUACUUUCGGUACGAAGUCCUCUACCAGAUCAACAUCACCGACAUCGACGACAAGAUCAUCCUGCGGGCGCGCCGCAACAAGCUGCUCGCCGACUUCAAGGCCGAGCACGCCGCAGAUUACGCCGCCGUCGAGUCUGCGGUCGGCGCCUCGCUCGACGCAAAGGGACAAAAGCUCGACAAGAAGAUGGCGGCGCUCGCCGCGAUUGAGCUGCCGGCCGACGCGCCGUCGCGGGAGAGGGAGAUGCACGAGACGGAGAAGGCGGCGGCGGCGCUCAAGAAGCGGCAGUUCGACGACAUCGCCGCCUCGGCGCUGGCCGCGGCGAGCGAGUCGCCGAUCGAGGCGCUGUUCCGGUUCGCCGGGAGCGAGCUGGGCGAGACGCUCGACGCGGAGAAGGGCUCCACCGUCACCGACCACCAGAUCUUCAACGCGCACGCGCGCUUCUGGGAGAAGGCGCGGCUGAGAGAGACGGGGCAGAGAUGGGGAGAGAGACGGGGCAGAGAUGGGGCGAGGUGGGGCGAGGCCUACCUCGACGACAUGGCGGCGCUCGGUGUCAAGGACCCAGACGUGAUGACCCGCGUGACGGAGUACGUGCCGCAGAUCAUCGAGUUUGUCCAAAAGAUCGUCGACAAGGGGCUCGCGUACAAGGGCGGCUCGGGCUCCGUCUACCUCGACAUCGACGCCUUCAAGACGCAGGGGCACCACUACCGCAAGCUCUCGCCCUUCAGCGGCGACACGAGCGCCGCCGACAUGGCGGAGGGCGAGGGCGAGCCCGCCGGCGGCGCGAAACCGCUUCGGUCGAACAUUGCGGCCGAGAAGAAGAACCCGAACGACUUUGCGCUCUGGAAGAGCUCCAAGCCGGGCGAGCCCGCGUGGCCCUCCCCGUGGGGCACCGGCCGGCCUGGCUGGCACAUCGAGUGCUCGGUCGUGGCGGGCGACAUCCUCGGCGCCAACAUGGACAUCCACGCCGGCGGCUCCGACCUCAAGUUCCCGCACCACGACAACGAGCUUGCCCAGUCAGAGGCGUACUACGGCCACCACCAGUGGGUCAACUACUUUUUCCACGCCGGCCACCUGCACAUCAAGGGCCUCAAGAUGUCCAAGUCGCUCAAGAACUUCAUCACCAUCCGCCAGGCGCUGCAGGAGCACUCGGCGCGCCAGAUCCGGCUCAUGUUCCUCAUGCAGCCGUGGGACCGGCCGAUGAACUUUUCCGACCAGACCCUGUCUUCUCUAGGCGCCGCAAAGUCCAAGGAGGCGCAGUUCAAGAACUUCUUCGGCACGGUCAAGGCGCUGAUCCGCUCCAAGUGGCUCGACGAGGAGGUGGGCUGGAGGAGCAGGGAGGAGGACCGCGCGCUGUACGACCAGAUCGCCGACUGCCAGUCAAAGUGCCACCACGGCUUCUGCGACAACUUCAACACGCCGCAGGUGGUGGACGCGCUCUCCUCGCUUGUCACCUACUGCAACAACUACCUCUCGCGCCCGCCGCCCGCCGCGCCGGCCGUCUACCUGGUGCAGAAGGCGGCCGUGUACAUUACGCAGAUCCUCAAGGUCGUCGGCGUCGCCGAGGGCGCCGACGACAUCGGCUUCCCCGUCUCGAGCGCCGGAUCCGAGGCGGAGGUGGAGGGGCCGCUCGACGCCUUGACCGAGUUCCGCGACGCGGUCCGCAGCAUCGCCCGCAAGAAGGGGCCGGUCGAGGAGAUCCUCGGCGCGUGCGACGCGGUGGCGGACAAGGUGCAGGCCAGCGCGCCGGCGGCGGCGCGGCUGAGCGACCAGGUGGCGAAGUCGAGCACGUGGAAGCUGGACGACCCCGAGACGCUGAUGAAGGAGGUUGCGGCGAGGCGGGCGGAGGCGGAGGAGAGG
Messenger RNA from Emiliania huxleyi CCMP1516, 2145 nucleotides. RefSeq lists its product as hypothetical. Gene Ontology annotation, biological process: cysteinyl-tRNA aminoacylation. Gene Ontology annotation, molecular function: cysteine-tRNA ligase activity; ATP binding. The annotation marks the transcript as partial. Gene Ontology annotation, cellular component: cytoplasm. The transcript has 7 exons. Lineage: Eukaryota; Haptophyta; Isochrysidales; Noelaerhabdaceae. The record is from RefSeq and is a predicted model, not a curated record.